GUACUGUAGACGACGUUUCCUAAACGUACAUUGUACAUAUAUUUUUGGAGAGAAUACUAUUGUAUUCAUUUGAUUGUUUAUAAUAUGCUAGGAUACAUCUUUUCUGUACAACAUUUUAUGAUUUAUGACUCGGAUAAAAAACAUUCUUAUGGCCUGAGAAACGCACAACGCAAACGCUUUCGUUGAUACUUGCCAUUUACCAAUUACACUAGAAUUGGGAAUUUCUUUAUUCUUUUAUUUCAUAAAAGAAUUAAAAGCAAUUGUAUUUGAGUAUCGGCAUAGCAAGUUUAUAAACAGCAGGAUUUAGAGACUGCACUCUUUGCCAACAUGUUUCGAGAAAAACCGUCAGCUAUUCAAACGGCAAUUCUUCGAGCUACUGACGAGAAGAACACUAAAGAUAAGUGGGACUUGAUUAUGGAUGUAUGCGAUCAGCUGUCAAGUAGCUCAGAAGAAUCCUGUCGAAAUGCUGUUCAAUUCCUUAAUAAACGAUUAAAUUCUAUCAAUGCCAAUGUCCAAUUGUUGACAUUAACUUUGACAGAUGCUAUAGUAAAAAACUGUGGUUCAAAAUUACAACAUGAAAUCGCCUCCCGUUUGUUCACCGAUAGUCUCUUGCGUAUAGCAGAGAACCCAAGCACUCACAAUCAAGUCCGAAGUAGGACUGCCGUUUUGGUUAAUGAAUGGGCGAUGGAGCUGCAACAUGAUCCGAGUAUGGAUCUGAUGCAACAAGCAUGCAAUGAAAUUCGAAAACUAGACAUUGUUGAUUUACGAGCCCCAAAGAAACCGGGCAAGCAAAAAAUGAGCAACUCAGAAUUGAAAAAAGAAGAAGACGAAUUACAAUUUGCAUUAGCCUUAUCGUUAUCAGAAGCCACAGAAAAAGAAGCUGAAAGCAAAAAGCAAGCUGAAGAAAAGAAAAAGCGUUCAGAACAACCAAACCAACCUCAUGAUACUUCCUUAACUACGACUUCAGCGUCCUCAAUUUCUCGUGUACGUGCCCUGUACGACUUUGCUGCUUCUGAGCCCGGUGAGUUGUCUUUUCAAAAGGGGGAUGUUAUAUUAGUUCUCGAAAGCGUGUUUAAAGAUUGGUGGAAGGGUUCCUGUAAGAACAAUGUAGGAAUUUUCCCUGUCAAUUAUGUUGAGAGAAUUGUUGAACCGACUGCUGAGCAAAAAGAGCAGAUGCUCAAAACCGAACAGUAUACUUUUGACGCUCUUCCCAAGAUUGAUGAUUUGUUAAACAUAUUAUCGUCUGCACCACCCGAAGCGGCUGAUGAUGAUGAAUUGCAGUCGAAAUACCAUGAAGCUAUCAUUCUACGACCCAAACUCAUCCGAUUAAUAGAAAAGUAUGCCUCUCAAAAAGAAGAAUUGAUGGACCUUAAUGAGCGAUUGCUAGGUGCCCGGAAAGAUUAUGAAGCUUUAUAUGACCAAUCAAUGUCAGAAAUGAGAAGGUAUUAAUAUACGUAUAAUGUCAACUCCUUUGUACGGCUUUUGCAGAUCAGCACGAAUUUUUCGUUUGCAUUACCAUGUUUCAUUUAUUAAUUUUUCUUUAUAUUUUGAUGAACUUAGAUUAACAUUCUCUUGAAUUAAUUAGUUAAAAUUAAAACUAUUUGAGUAGUCUAUUUUACCAAAUAAUUGUACAUCACCUG
This is a messenger RNA of Schizosaccharomyces cryophilus OY26, 1640 nucleotides long. Its product is annotated as STAM like protein Hse1. The record is from RefSeq and is a predicted model, not a curated record. The transcript has 4 exons. Lineage: Eukaryota; Fungi; Ascomycota; Schizosaccharomycetes; Schizosaccharomycetales; Schizosaccharomycetaceae. Gene Ontology annotation, molecular function: phosphatidylinositol binding; ubiquitin binding. The coding region runs from base 328 to 1449 and encodes 373 amino acids. Gene Ontology annotation, cellular component: ESCRT-0 complex. Gene Ontology annotation, biological process: protein transport to vacuole involved in ubiquitin-dependent protein catabolic process via the multivesicular body sorting pathway.